Molecule: messenger RNA, 2771 nt
Organism: Myotis davidii
Lineage: Eukaryota; Metazoa; Chordata; Mammalia; Chiroptera; Vespertilionidae
Gene: CDH26
Product: cadherin 26
Exons: 19
Coding region: 1-2751 (916 amino acids)
Biological process (GO): multicellular organism development; cell morphogenesis; cell-cell junction assembly
Cellular component (GO): plasma membrane; adherens junction; catenin complex
Molecular function (GO): calcium ion binding; cadherin binding
Source: RefSeq, a predicted model, not a curated record
AUGAGCUCCAGGGCCCCUACCUCCCUGCUGCUCCUCCAGCUGCUGCUGUCGCUGCUGCUGCUACAGGCGGAGAGCCACCGGCCUCUACGGCGAUACAAGAGGAGAUGGGUUGUCACCACCUUGGAGCUGCAGGAGGAAGACACCGGACCCUUUCCCAAAUUUGUUGGAGAGCUGUUCAAUAAUAUGUCAGUUAACAUGGCACUGAUGUAUUUAAUCAGUGGACCAGGUGUGGAUAGAUAUCCGGAGAUUGGCUUGUUUUCUAUAGAAGAUCAUGAGAAUGGAAAAAUCUAUGUUCACCGCCCUGUUGACCGAGAGACGACACCAUCUUUUACGGUUUACUUCGAUGUUGUGAACCGUUUGACAGGAGAGUACGUGGACAACUCCUUGAUCUUCAACAUCAGGAUCACUGAUGUGAAUGACCAUGCACCCCAGUUCCCCAAGAAUGAAUUCAGUGUCAGUGUGAGAGAGAGCCACGCAGCAGGUCAGCCUGUUCUUCAGCUGUUAACGGUUGAUUUGGAUGAAGAAAAUACUCCAAAUUCUCGAGUCCUUUACUUCCUUGUUUCACAAAAGCCGUUACUGAAGGAAAGUGGCUUCGAGAUCGACCGUGAUAGUGGAGAAAUCCGACUCUUGGGAUGCUUAGAUUAUGAGACUGCUCCUCGGUUCACACUGCUAAUCAGAGCGAGGGACUGCGGGGAGCCACCGCUGUCGGCCACGGCCACGGUUCACAUCAGCGUGCAGGAAGGCAACAACCACAGGCCCACGUUCAUCCAGGAGAACUACAAGAUUCAGGUUCCCGAAGGCCGAGUCAGCCCGGACGUGCUGCGUCUCCCGGUCCAGGACGAAGACUCGCCGUUCACGUCAGCUUGGAGGGCAAAGUUCAACAUAUCCAAUGGCAACGAAGGGGGACAUUUUGACAUUUCGACUGACCCUGAGACCAACGAAGGGAUACUAAAUGUUAUCAAGGCUUUGGAUUACGAAACGCAUCCCGCGUCCAGCCUGGUCAUUGCCGUGGAAAACGAGGAGCUGCUGGUCCCCUGCGAGGUCGGCGAACUACAGAAGCCCAGGAGGAAGGCUGCAGCCAGCGCCAUGGUGCUGGUGCAGGUGACAGACGCCAAUGACCCGCCAGUCUUCCACCCCAGGAGCUUCGUGGUCAGCGAGGUCGAAGGCGCCAGGCCCGGGACGCGCCUGGGAAGGUUUAACGCUACAGACCCUGACGGAAGCGGCAGCCAGAUAAGGUAUGAGCUGGCUCACGAUCCUGCAAGCUGGGUCACCGUGGACGAGCGCUCGGGAGCGGUUGUCACCAGGCAGCGGCUGGACCGAGAGUCCCCACACGUGAACAAUGGCGUGUAUGUCAUCAUCGCACAUGCUGUUGAUGAGGGUCACCCGCCACAGACGGGGACGGGGACCCUGACGCUCCUCCUGUCCGACAUCAAUGCCAACGCCCCGAGUCUGCACCCGCGCUCUCGGUACCUGGAGGUCUGCGAGUCCUCGGAGCCCGAGCCGCUCCUCAUUGAGGCCGAGGAUGGCGACCUGGAGCCCUCCUCGGACCCGUUUACUUUUGAACUGGACACCACGCAGGGACAUGCAGGAGACACGUGGAAACUGGGGGAAAAUCGGGGUCGGUCGGUUGAACUUUUAAUGCUGAGAAGCUUGCCUCCUGGCGAUUACUCAGUGCCACUUUCCAUCGGAGAUGGACAGGGCCUUUCCCAGAAGCAGACUGUCCACGUGAGGGUCUGUUCCUGUCCUGGCGGAGCCACGUGUGCGGCGGAGCGAUUAGCUGCCGGACCAGAGCUCCCUGUGGGGGUCCUUGCUCCUCUCUGCAUGGUGUUCCUGGCUCUGGCAGUCGCUCUGCUUCUCGUGCUGCGAUGCGAUUGCGUGUCUGGAGCCCAGAGGCACAGCUGCCCCGCCCUGCACCAAGAGGGCCUGCAGACCCUGAUCAUGUACAACGACGAGAGCAGAGCCAUCGCAGGCCAGGUAAGGAAACAGCACUUUGUGUUUCGUGACAAUGAUGUCGAUAAUAAAUCUACCUAUUUUCCCACUCACUGUAUAGGGUCAGAGGUCAGGAAUCAGAAGCCAGCCCUGCCCACCCACACAGCGGAGGAAGGCGCUGCGCUGGGUGCUAAGGUUUACCUGGAUACCAGGGUGCCCAGACAACCCUUGGAAGUGAGGGCAGGAGUGAUGGCGGAGAUCCUGCAUCAGCUGGGGCUGCAGCCACAACAGACCGAGGCUUACACAGGCCUGCUUCUCACAGUCCUGGGCCUGGGGCCUGAGAUCGGGGGCCAGCAGGGGCGGGUGCUCUCCUCAGCACAGGCAGUGGGCAGUUGGGCAAAGCCAUGGGUGAUUCCAGAGGAGGAGCCUGAGGAGAGCCGUGUCACUGAGGGAAAGCUGGGGCUCAGCCCCGUGGUAGUGGAAGUGCAGAGGAGCCUUGCCCCACCGCCUGCCUCCUCCAGCUCUGAGAUGUUUGAUUCUGAGCGUCUUCAGGCCCUGGGAACGAGCCCUGUGGGGAAGAACCUGGCCUUCACCUCCUCUAAGCUCAGUGGGCUCCAUGUGCUGGCCGCAGACCCCGGGUCCCUGCCUCACAUCUACAUGGAGGAGGGGGAGCUAGAAGGGGCAGAAAGUCUGAGCUCACUUGCCUUCUCAGAGCAUACACCGUCACUGCCCAGCCUGCUGGACUGGCUGGGGCCCAGGCCUGAAGACAUGCAUCCCAGAGCAUCUCCUAAAAGUGCAAGACAUUAUGGUCCAUUGAAAUAAUCCUCCCUCCCUUCCUCCCU